AUGGAGUUGGUUGAAGGAAGGGUUCAAAAUAACUCUCCAAAAUUGGAAUUUCAUCACAACCCAUGUGUAGAAUUUUUCUGUCUGAAUUAUCUGAAGGAGGCGAGACAUUCAAGUUGGAAUGUAGCUGCAAAGGUGAACUUUGCUUUGGCUCACCAAGAAUGUGCUAUUAAAUGGUUUAGUAUAAAGGGUACUAGAACUUGUGAUGUCUGCAAAAAGGAUGUUAGAAACCUUGCUGUCACUCUAUUACAGAUUCAAAGUGUUCGAAAUCGAUUUGCUGGAGCAAGUAGAUCUCAACUCGAAGAUGUAAACGAGUACAUGGUUUGGCAGGAAGUUCCACUGCUUGUCAUUGUUAGCAUGUUGACAUAUUUUUGUUUUCUUGAGCAUCUGUUGGUUACAAAAAUGGGAACCGGUGCAUUUGCCAUAUCUCUUCCAUUUUUCUGUGUACUAGGCCUGCUCUCCUCCAUGACAUCAUCAACCAUGGGUAGGUUUGCAAGAGUUUAG
Molecule: messenger RNA, 501 nt
Organism: Vicia villosa (hairy vetch)
Lineage: Eukaryota; Viridiplantae; Streptophyta; Magnoliopsida; Fabales; Fabaceae
Exons: 4
Coding region: 1-501 (166 amino acids)
Source: RefSeq, a predicted model, not a curated record